Lolium perenne is the source of this 1057-nucleotide messenger RNA. RefSeq lists its product as uncharacterized. The record is from RefSeq and is a predicted model, not a curated record. NCBI's taxonomy places the organism in Eukaryota, Viridiplantae, Streptophyta, Magnoliopsida, Poales, Poaceae. Gene Ontology annotation, biological process: defense response to other organism. Gene Ontology annotation, cellular component: plasmodesma; plasma membrane.
CACUCUAAGUUUCAAAGAAUAACGAUUUGGCCUUCAGAGUUCACACACACUCUUAUCCAUAGCUUACUGAUCUACCAGGCACGAGCCACCCUCCAUGGGGGAAUGCGACGAAUGCUGCGACAACUGCGGCUGCAGGUGGAAGGACGUCUGGCGGCUCCUCCUCUGCCUCGCCGUUCUCGUCAUAGUCGCGCUCAUCGUCGUCCUCGUCGCCGCGUUCGCCUUCGUCCGCCAGGUCGUCGUCACCGUGGACGACGCCUCCCUCUCCCGGCUCGCGCUCGUCAGCACGCCGACAACGGCGUUCGCGUACAACCUGACGCUCACGCUCGCCGUCCGCAACCCGAACUGGGCGAUGAGCUUCAAGAACACGGAGCCGCUGGAGGCCGCCUACUCCUUCGACGGCCAGCCGUUCGACCGCGUCAGGCUCGCCGGCGAGGCUGACACGCACGGAGCCAAGAAGACGGUGUUGUACCGGAUCACGUCGGGCUCCGAUGGUGCCUUCUUGGCGCUGGGCAGCGCUGGCGUGGCAGAGUUCAAGAAGGAGAAUGCGACGGGGGUGUUCGAGGUGGAGGUGGUGGUGUCCGGUGAGGUCAAGUACACCGCCCGUCUGAGCAAGUGCAGGAUAGAGGCCAGAUGCCCGCUCAAGCUGCAGCUCGUGUUGUCCGGGGAGACGGUCGUGUUCCAGCAGGUCAAAUGCAAGCUCGCAAAGGCGGACAAGAAUUGCUAGCGUUUUAGUUUGAUUGGACGCGCGCUAGGUUAAUUUCGUUUCGAAUUUAGUUUGCAGCUGCGGUGAAGCGAUUUGAUGUACGUGUAACUAAUGUGUUUGUCGGUCGUGUUAAACAACGUGUUACACAAGAAUAAGCUCCCCUUUGUCAUCCCUCUUUUACUACUGUUAGGUUCAUUAUUAGAAAGAAUAAGCUCCCCUUUGUCAGGGAUUCUUACAUUGAGUCGAUUUGUGACUCAUGUCAGAAAGCAAAGAGUCAUCAGUUACCUUAUCCAGUGUCCACUAGUGUGUCUUCUGCACCCCUACAAUUAGUUUUUUUGAUGUAUGGGGUCCUGC